Monomorium pharaonis (pharaoh ant) is the source of this 5516-nucleotide messenger RNA. RefSeq names its product ATP-dependent DNA helicase pif1-like. Gene Ontology annotation, molecular function: DNA helicase activity; ATP binding. The transcript has 2 exons. Gene Ontology annotation, biological process: DNA repair; telomere maintenance. The record is from RefSeq and is a predicted model, not a curated record. The coding region runs from base 4272 to 5477 and encodes 401 amino acids. Lineage: Eukaryota; Metazoa; Arthropoda; Insecta; Hymenoptera; Formicidae.
AGUAGUUUUAUGUUAAUAAUAUUAUGCACAAAAUAAUAAAAAGAAUCUAUUGGUAUAAAAAGAUUACAUAACUGUUUUUUUACUAAAAAAACAUGAUAUUGUGUACUAAAUACCUAUAUGCACAAAAAGAUGAGAAAAAUUAUUUUUUAUAAAGAAAAUAAAAUCUAAAAGAACAGUAAAAUAAAGGUGAACAUAAAAGUCUAUUAUAGUUUUUGGACAUCUCCAAUAAUAAGCGAGAUAUGAAUUUUUUAAUUUGUACGAAUGAGAGCGCACCGAAAGAAGUGCAGGAGCUCGAUUCUUGAAUUCAUUCGCAAAAGAAACGUAUUUACAAAUUCUGAACUUAUAGAAAAGUUAGAAAUUUAUUGGCUGUUGUAUGGCUUUUAACCAAUAAACUUGCAACUUUUCUGUUUAAAAGGGUAUUUGCGCAUACGUUUCUCUUGCGAAUAAAUUCAAGAAUCGAGCCUCUGAGCCACUUCAGCUAUAGCACGGCUCAUUGUGUCAAGCAUUGGCUGCCGGUUCGAGCGGCUUAGCGCUGCUUUCGGUGCGCUCUUAUUUGUUCAAUUUAAAAAAUUAUUAUUUUGGCUAUUAUUGGAGAUAUCCAAAAACUAUAGUAGAUUUUUAUGUUCACCUUAAUCUCGUCUAUCUUUCUAUUAAGUAUUGCAUACAUUAUACGAGACACCGUGUAUAUAGGGCGUUUUCUGUAAAUGGAGACCUCUCUCUGCCCAGAAUAUACUUCAAUAUUAAAAAAGCAGCAAGUGCGCAAAUUAUAGCUAAAAACGUCUAUUUUUAAAUGUCGUUUGGUAUUUUUUGAAAAAUUUAGUACAAGAUACCAAUAUGGUGUCAAAUUGAGACUAUUUUCCCUCAUUUAUGAACAGAAUAUUUGAACAAAAUAUCAAGACACAAUAUAUAGACUUUAAAAUGCGUUUUCAGAGUAGCUGAAAAUUUCUAGAUACUCAUUUUAGUUAAAAUAUUAUUUUUUGAUACUUCGAUCGAAUAUUCUGCGUGUAACUCACUGAUUUUAGUUAUAAUUUGUUCGAAACUGAUGAACAAUUAUUGCAAACGUAUAAUAUUACAAAUUUAAAAAUCAGAAAUUUUCGAGCUAACUACAAAGGGUUUCAAAAUAUAGAUUAUAAUAUAGCUGAACAAUCUAAUAGUAAUGUGUCUACAACUGGUAAUCAACAAUCAUUUGUAUUAAAAAAAUACACAAAAAGAAAAUGUAACAAAUAAUAUGGCUGGACUAUCUAAUAAUAAUUUGUUCGGAACUGAUGAACAAUUAUUGCAAACAUAUAAUAUUACAAAUUUAAAAAUUAGAAAUUUUCGAGCUAACUACAAAGGGUUUUAAAAUACAGAUUAUCAUAAUUUAAGUCAACAUUAUGUAGAAAAAAUGGAAGUCGAGUGUCAAUAUUGUAGAGGGAAACAUUUUCACGCUGAAAAAGUUCACAAUAAAGAUAACUCAUUCAAAGAUAGUUGUAAUCAUGGAAAAGUUAUAUUGGAACCUUUACCAACAUUUUUUAAUGAACUACAACAAUUAUUUUUGGGAAAUCAUAAAAAAUCUAAUAAGUUUUUUUAAAAACCUAAGAAGUUACAAUGGUGCAUUUUCUUUUGCAUCUUUUAAUGCUAAUUUGGUUAAUUUUAAUGCAUAAAAACGAGGACCUUAUUGUUUCAAAAUUCAAGGUUAAAUUUAUUACCAAAUUAAUACUGCAUUAUAUCCUGCUAUAAAUGAGCAAUCAAGUUAUGGACAGCUUUUUAUUCUUGACGCUAACGAAGCUACAGAAUGCCGUUUAAAUGUAAAUACAAAUCUUCAUGAAGAGUUAUUGCGUACAUUAGAUGACAUUAUUCGUAAUAAUAAUAUACUUGUUCAAUCAUAUCAAAUGAUGCACGAAGAAGUACUUAAUCAAAAAAGUUUAGGUUUAAAUAUACCUAAUUUAAAAAUAGGAUUUUUAAAUAAAAAAACAGGCAUUGAUCGUGGAAGAUAUAAUGUUCAAAAAAUUAAUAAAGUUGCUGCAAUAUUUUCAACUACUGCAGAUGGAAAUAUUCCUGAUUAUUAUGUUACAAUUAGAAACAAAUGUGAUAAAACUUUAAAAUACGUUAGUAUGGAUCCAAACGUUGAACCUUGGAUUUAUCCAAUGUAUUAUCCAUAUGGUACACAAGGUUGGCAUGAUAAUAUUAAACAAAUCGGAUGGAAAACGUGUAACUAGAUCCAUGUAUGUUCAAUACCGAAUGGCUGUAUGUAAUAAUGUCAAUGUUUUUUUAAUAGGUAAACGGCUAUUUCAACAAUGGCUUGUUGAUAGCUAUGUAAAAACAGAAAAAGAUAGAAUUAAUUGGUGUAAAGAAAAUCAAAAACAUUUGAGAGUGGAAAAGCACCAAGGACUGAUUGACUAUUUAGAAAAAAAGUGGCUGAUACUAAUGUUUAUAUUGGACGUGUAAUAAUACUUCCUUCUACAUUUAUUGGUUCACCUAGAAAUAUGAUGCAAAAUUAUCAAGAUGCGAUGACUAUUGUUCGCAAAUAUGAAACGCGGUUUGCCGCACAUACAUAUGUUAAUAACUAUGAAACAAAAUUGCAAAAUUACUAAUUUGGAAACUGUUGAUAAAUAUAUUUCUGCUGAAAUUCCCGAUCCUGCUAUUGAUAAAAAUUUACAUGAAAUUGUCAAGAAGAAUGUGAUUCAUGGACCAUAUGGUGAUUGGUGUAUGAUAAGUGGAAAAUGUUCAAAACAUUUUCCAAAAUCCUUUCACGAAGAAACAACUAUGGAUGAAAAUGGUUAUCCACAAUAUCGUCGAAGAGACACUGGCAUUUUGUAUGAGAAACCCGAAGAAUUUGUAGUAGAUAAUCGGUUUGUUCCUUAUUGUCCCAUAUUAUCACAAAUUUUUAAUUGUCAUAUUAAUGUUGAAGUUGUUUCAAGUAUUAAGUCAGUAAAGUAUUUAUACAAAUAUAUUUACAAAGGUCACGAUGCAGCAUCUGUAGUUAUAGAACAAGAUGUGAAUAAUGUAGAAAUUGUUUAUGACGAAAUCAAAGAUUUUAUUGAAGCACGCUAUGUAGGACCAGUUGAAGCUUACUGGCGUUUGUAGGUAAAACAUUACAAGAGAAGAGUCAUGCUAUUAUUCGUCUAUCUGUACAUUUGCCAAAUGAACAGAUUAUACAAAUAUAUUUACAAAGGUCACGAUGCAGCAUCUGUAGUUAUAGAACAAGAUGUGAAUAAUGUAGAAAUUGUUCAUGACGAAAUCAAAGAUUUUAUUGAAGCACGCUAUGUAGGACCAGUUGAAGCUUACUGGCGUUUGUAGGUAAAACAUUACAAGAGAAGAGUCAUGCUAUUAUUCGUCUAUCUGUACAUUUGCCAAAUGAACAGAAUGUUAUUAUAUCUAAUAAAUCAAAUUAACAAGAUUUACAAUCUGCUUUAGAUCGUAUAACAAUGUUAAUGGAUUAUUUUAAAUAAAAUAAACGAAAUGUUGAUGCACGUCAGUAUGUAUAUACAGAUAUACCUUUAUAUUUUGUAUUUAAAAAGGUAACAUUUAACGGAAAACAAAUUUAUCGUUGGAAAAAACGUCAAUGUCAUUUUAACUAUAUUGGACGCAUGUACUCAGUUAGCCCAACUGAAAUCGAAUUAUUUUAUUUACGUAUUCUUUUAUUGAAUGUCAAAGGAGCAACAUGCUAUAAUGACUUAAAAACAGUCAAUGGUGAAUUACAUCAAACGUUUACUUCUUCAUGUUUAGCUUUAGGCUUAAUUGAAGAUAAUGAAGAAUAGAAAUGUGCAAUGAACGAAGCUUCUAUUUGGAUGAUGCCAAGACAACUUAGGUUACUUUUUGUUCGAAUAUUAAUACAUUGCCAACCAGGGCAUUCAAAAGAAUUGUGGGAUGAAUUUCAAGUUGCAAUGUCAGAAGAUUACAUACGACAAUUUGGACGAGUCACUGGGAUAAGAAAAGCUUAUAUUCAAAUUGGUCAAUUACUUUGCAAAGAAGAUUGGGAACUUUCACAAUUUCCAGAAAUGGAACAAAUAACGAUUGAAUAUGAAAAAGAACAUGCCAAACAAUUGGAAAAAGAAGUCUUACUUGGUCAACAACAAUACAGUCAGUUAAAUCAUGACCAAAAAAUAAUUGUUGAUUAUGUUUUAACUCUUUUAGAAAAAACUGAUGGUCAACAAUUAAAAUGUUUAUACAUUGACGGUUUAUACAUUGACGGUUUAUACAUUACCUGGAGAUUCAGGUAAAAUUUUUGUUUAUACAACAUUAUAUUAUAUUACUAUUUACUCAAGUCUCAAAACAAAGUUGUUAGUACAAUGGCUUUCACUGGUUUCGCUGCAACGUUACUACCGAAUGGAAAAACAACACAUAAAACUUUAGGUUUGCCCAUGCCUCUUUUUGCUGACUCAACAUCGAAUAUAAAAAUUCAAUCAAAAGAAGCUGAAUGUUUGAAGAAAACAGAUGUUUUUAUUUGGGAUGAAGCACCAAUGGCACCGCGAUAUGCUCUUGAAGUGAUGGAUCACCUUUUGCAAGAUUUAAUGCAAAAUAAUCUAAAAUUUGGUGAUAAAAUUGUUAUUCUUGGUGGGGAUUUCAGACAAUUAUUGCCAGUACAACAAAACGUUACACGGUCUGAAAUUGUAAAUUUGUCAAUUAAAUUUAGCUCAUUAUGGCAACAUUUCAAAAUCUUUUCAUUAACGGAAAAUAUGCGUAUUUUACGACAUGAACAAGAAUUUGCUAAUUUUUUAUUAGAUUUGGGAAAUGGUACUUUGAAUGAUCAAUUUAAUAAUAUUGAAGUUCUACUGAGAUGUGUAGCAGAUUUGAACGCAAAUAUAGUAAAAGAUACAUACGAAGAAAUAUUUAAACACUAUCAGUAUAGACUUACAGCAAAACGUGCUAUACUUUCUGCACGAAAUGUUGAUGUGGAGGAACUAAACAAACAAGUUGUAAAUUUACUUGACGAAUCAACAGAAAGAGUGUAUACAAGUAUAGACACUACAGAAACUAUUAACGAUAUUCAUGAUAUUAAUAAAACUAUUUUAACAGAAUAUUUGAGUACUUUAAAUCCAGCGAUUCUUCCACCUCAUAAACUUCGAUUAAAAAAAUACACGAUUAUCAUGUUGAUUAGAAAUCUAAACAUCAGCGAAGGUUUAUAUAAUGGAACAACAUUGUUAAUUUUAGAGUUAAGAAACAAUUUGUUAAAAUGCGAAAUUUUAACUGGUGAUAAAAAAGGGGAAAUAGUUUUUUUAAAUCGCAUAACUUUAUAUUGUGAAAACGUUUAUUCAUUUGUGAUGAAAAGAAGACAAUUUCCGAUAAAAAUAGCUUUUGCUAUGACAAUAAAUAAAUCACAAGGACAAACAUUUGACAAAAUUGCAAUUGAUUUAAGAAAAGAUAUUUUUAAUCAUGAUCAACUUUAUAUGGCAUUUUCACGAGUUAGAUCUUGGAAAUCAUUGAAAAUUGAUUUAGGACAAAAAAGACAAAAUAGAUUAAUAAAAAAUUAUGUAUAUACAGAAAUGUUUCAAUAAGAAUGUCUUUAAUUGAUUUUACAAUAUAAAACAUAAUUG